ACUCUCCCCGCCUGGUCCUUCCUCGCUUUCCGUCGUUUCUCUCCGAGUUCGCGUUUCUUCGUUCCGGACUCGGCUGCUCUCGGCCCGCUCUCGCUCGGUCUGGCUCGGUCUGGCUCGGUCUCGCUCGGCUCUCGUCGGUUCUGAUGGACGAGGCGGACUCGGCCUCGAAGGCGCUCGUACAGGAUGAACCGCCCAUCGACUCGUGUUCAGAGACCGAGUCUGAGGGAAACCUCGAGCUGGGACCCGAGUGCGACCCGAACUCACCCGAGGCCGAGGCGGCCUAUGCAGAGGUGACGGCUGUGACGGUGGCGGACGUUCAAGCUGGAGAGGACAACGUCUAUACCACGACGGUGGCCACGUCAGGAAGUCUCCCUGAACACGUGCUGAGCGGGAGGACAACCCUCCAGCUGGGUGACGGUCUCAGCACCCAGAAGGCCACCUUGAUCGUGGUUCACACCGACGCUGCAUCACUUGCAUCAGGCCGACAGACCCCGCCCACCCCGCUGACUCCGCCCCAGGACAAGGACUCCUGCUCCAAGUACAACUGGGACCCGUCGGUCUACAACAGCGAGCUGCCGGUCCGCUGCAGGAACAGCAGCGGGGUCCUCUACAAGACCCGACUGGGAUCAGGGGGCAAAGGUCGCUGCAUCAGACACAACCAGCAGUGGUUCACGCCCACUGAGUUCGAGGGUCUGGCGGGACGAGCGAGCAGCAAAGACUGGAAGAGGAGCAUCAGAUACGCUGGCAGACCUCUGCUCUGCCUCAUACAGGAGCGUAUCCUGAACCCCCACGCUGCUUCCUGCACCUGUGCAGCCUGCUGUGAUGACCUGACAGGGUGUUCAAAGGAUGGAGAGACUCUGGAAGCAGAAAACAUCAGUAUGACUGGUCCGGUCCGCCUCUUCGUCCCGUACAAGAGACGGAAGAAGGACAACGAGCCUCUGGUCACCUCCCCAAAAAAGGAGCAUCCUUCAACCAAAAACAUUACGCUGACCCCGGGUACCACAUUCACCGUGUCCCCGUCAGGACAGUUCACCACCUCGGGCACCUUGACCUUUGACCGCACGCCAUCAGGCGACGCCACCGCCGCCGCGGCCGCUGCUGCUGCCAUCAUCUCAGAGGGCUCGUCCCAGAGCGAGGUGUUCGCCAGCACAGCAGUCCUGACGGCGUUGCCGGCGCUGGCGGUGACCCCUCAGCCGGUCCAGGCCAAGAUGGCGAUGACGAUGGCGUCGGCGGUGGCAACGUCUCCGUCGGCGGCGCUGGUGAGCGGGCUGGAGGUGGGGCCGGUCGGGGUGGGGCCGGCUCUCAGCGAGGCGCAGAGGAACACCUGGCUCUACCUGGAGGAGAUGGCCGACACGCUGAUGAGCAACGUCCAGCAGCUGAAGGCUCUGAUCGAACAGGCCAAAAACACGACAGGGGUCAAAGGUCAGGGAGGCAGGAAGGAGUGUGGUCUCACUCAGUCGUUUCAGAACCAGAUCACGUUUCAGCAGCCGGACGACUUGGAGGCCAAGAGGAGCUCUGACAUCACAGAGAUCAUCAUCAAUCAGAUGUGUGUGAACUGCGGCCGCGUGGCGAUGAGCGAGUGUACGGGAUGUCACAAGGUCAACUACUGCUCCGCCUUCUGCCAGAGGAAGGACUGGAAGGAGCAUCAGCACACCUGCUGUCAAUCAUCAGGGGGCGUGUCUAUCCAGGAGGAGGAGCCAAUCACAGCCAUGGACAUGGACAAAGUGAAAUGAAGGUGUUCGAAGGACAGGAAGUCCUUAUAUGGUGCAAAGAGGAGGGCGCCUGUUCUAAAGACUUUAAAAUCUCCUCACCGGGACUUUUAUUGUGAAAGUUUUCCUCCAGAUCAGACAGGAAACGAAGGUCUGUGAUCUCCUGAGAGCCGAACUCUUUGUUCAUAAAGAGAGACAAGAUGGUUUGCAGAUAAUGAUUAUUUUUAUUAGCCAUUAAUCUGUCAAAGUUUUCUUGGUUCAUUAUUUUUUUAUUAACCUUAAUUAUGUUUUUUUAUGAUUAUUUCUUCUCCUCACAAAAUGUGUCUGUUUUCCCUAUUUAUGUUUAUGCUUAUGUCAUUUAAAACCCUGUCCAGACCGUCCUGGUUAAUAAAGGUCAAAAGAUUUAUAGUAAAAAUACUAUUAAAUUAUCCGAACCCUGGCCAAUACUUUAAGAUGAGUUAUCUGUUGUCUGUUUGGAGUUGUAUUUAUUAUUUUUUUAUUUUUAAAAGUCAAAUUUUAAAGGCUUUCUUUAUUCUUCGAGUUAAAAUAAACUGUUUUUUAUUAGUUUUUCUUUUUCUUUUACUUGUAAUUCAAAUUUAAGAGGCUUGAGAAAGACAGAAACUAAAAACCUUCAGCAGCUGUGAGUCCACAGUGAGGAUUAAACCAUUAAAUUAAACUGGAAUUCAAGUUUUUUCAUUCGUGUGACGUGCUUCAUGAUGAAUGGUCUCUGUCAGAAACCAGAACAUUUGAAUGGUGUCAUGUGAUUUGUGCGUUUCAGCCAAUCAGAUGUUGCGUCCACACAGUGGAUUUGAUGUUCGACUUUGAAGGAUUACAGGAGAGAAAGUGAGAUUCAUUUAUUUUGAUUUAAUUAGAAAAUAGUGAAAUUCAGGAGAGAAUUCUCAUGUUAAGUUCAUGUCGCACAGUUUACAUUCGGAUUCAUCUUUAUAGUUAUUAUGGCACUUCAUGUGACUAAUUUAUCUUUUAAAUUAAUUUAUUUUUAUUUUAUUUAUUUAAAUUUUGAACCCCAAAUUUCCUAAGCAAAAUAUAAAUCUAUUCUGGGUGUAUUUGGCUGGAAAGUUUGGCUGCGUUAUACUUUUGAUCUUGUGUAUCUGGUUUAUUAAAGUCGAUUUAUUUUUCUUAUUAUGCCGCGUUUCCCCUCCAGUGAAC
This is a messenger RNA of Anoplopoma fimbria (sablefish), 2876 nucleotides long. Its product is annotated as deformed epidermal autoregulatory factor 1 homolog. The record is from RefSeq and is a predicted model, not a curated record. Gene Ontology annotation, cellular component: nucleus. NCBI's taxonomy places the organism in Eukaryota, Metazoa, Chordata, Actinopteri, Perciformes, Anoplopomatidae. Gene Ontology annotation, biological process: regulation of transcription by RNA polymerase II. Gene Ontology annotation, molecular function: DNA-binding transcription factor activity, RNA polymerase II-specific; DNA binding.